Molecule: messenger RNA, 590 nt
Organism: Amblyraja radiata (thorny skate)
Lineage: Eukaryota; Metazoa; Chordata; Chondrichthyes; Rajiformes; Rajidae
Product: transmembrane protein 213
Exons: 3
Coding region: 80-418 (112 amino acids)
Source: RefSeq, a predicted model, not a curated record
UUUAACGAGAUGCUGUGAAACACAGAACAAAAUAAAAGGGUCUGGCUGGAGAAAGACUUGAAGCACUUUCCGUCAAAACAUGAAUCGGAGUUCAUUCAGAUGUCGCUUUAUAGCCCCUGCCAACUUGGUCCUGCUCUGGGUAUCUGCUGCAAUUGAACAAGUAGCUGCUUCACUUGACAGCAACUUCAGUUUAAGCAAGCCAAUGGACCAUAUUGUGGAUCAGUGCGCACAGUAUUUUCAGGAUGGCCAGGACCUUUGCGUGACAACGAAAGCGUGCUGUCAGACUGGAGUGGAUGAAUACGGCUGGAUUGCCGCGGCUGUGGGCUGGAGUCUCUGGUUCCUCACACUCAUCCUUGUCUGCAUCAGCAAAGUAGCAAAGCUGAAGCCUGAUGAACCACGGAAAUACACUGCAGCUUGAGACUCAAGAGGCAGAGAAAAGAACCUCCCUGAGCAAGAGAGGAGGAAAGGAAGCAAUCCAUUUUAUGGGACCGGAAACAAAGCUGAUGGGACUCUUGAGUCUUCAGGGUUAGCAAGUGACCUGAAGCAAAGCAAGACUGUAUAAUAGAACUCAAUAAAGGCUUUUAGAUUAA